This is a messenger RNA of Colossoma macropomum (tambaqui), 2033 nucleotides long. RefSeq names its product XK related 4 (gene xkr4). NCBI's taxonomy places the organism in Eukaryota, Metazoa, Chordata, Actinopteri, Characiformes, Serrasalmidae. The transcript is spliced from 3 exons. The record is from RefSeq and is a predicted model, not a curated record. Gene Ontology annotation, biological process: engulfment of apoptotic cell; phosphatidylserine exposure on apoptotic cell surface; apoptotic process involved in development. Gene Ontology annotation, cellular component: plasma membrane. The coding region runs from base 1 to 1872 and encodes 623 amino acids.
AUGGCUGCUAAAUCCGACGGGGUGCUGAAAAUGAAGAAAAGCGACGUGGCGUUCACGCCUCUGCAGAACUCGGACCACUCCGGCUCCGUGCAGGGGCUCGCGCCGGGCUCGCAGCCGGACUCGGGCGCCGGGGAGGCGGACUUCAACGUGAACGGAGGCUCGCGCUGCUGCGGCGGCGGCGGCUCCAACUCGACGUGCCUGCGCCUGGGCAGGGAGCGGCAGCGCUACACGGUCUGGGACUGCUUGUGGAUUCUAGCCGCAGUGACCGUGUAUUUCGCCGACGUGGGCACGGACGUGUGGCUGUCCGUCGACUACUACCUGCGCCGAGACUACUGGUGGUUCGGCCUGACGCUUUUUUUCGUGGUGCUCGGCUCUUUUUCCGUGCAGGUCUUCAGCUUCAGAUGGUUCGUGCACGACUUCGGCACCGCGGACGGCUCCUCCUCGUCCUCGGGCUGUUCGCACAUGGACGGCAAGCUCCUGAGCUGCUCGGCUUCGCACGGCGACGUCGGAGCAGCCCACCCGUCCACGCCUCAAAGGCAAGCCAGCACGGCCAGCAAAAGCAACACCAACACCACCGCCACCAACAGCAGCAGCAACAGCAGCAGCAGCACCACCAACGCAGCGCGGACUAACCAGAAACGCUCGGCGUCCUGCUCCUUCUGCAUCUGGCUGAUGCAGUCCGUCAUCCACAUCUUGCAGCUCGGACAAAUCUGGAGGUACUUCCACACCAUCUACCUGGGCAUCCGAAGCAGGCGGAGCGGAGAGAAUGACCGCUGGAGGUUCUACUGGAGGAUGGUGUAUGAGUAUGCUGAUGUUAGCAUGCUCCAUCUGCUCGCCACAUUCCUGGAGAGCGCCCCCCAGCUGGUCCUCCAGCUCUGCAUCAUCAUACAGACGCACAAGCUCCAGGCCGUCCAAGGAAUGACGGCGGCCGCCUCUUUGGUCUCCCUGGCCUGGGCGCUGGCCUCCUACCAGAAGGCCCUUCGUGACUCACGAGAUGACAAGAAGCCUCUCAGCUACCUGGCAGUCAUCAUCCAGUUCUGCUGGCACUUCUUCACCAUUGCAGCACGGGUGGUGACCUUCGCCCUUUUCGCCUCUGUGUUCCAGCUCUACUUCGGCAUCUUCAUUGUGCUGCACUGGUGCGUCAUGACCUUCUGGAUCGUGCACUGCGAGACCGAGUUCUGCAUAACAAAGUGGGAGGAGAUUGUCUUUGACAUGGUGGUGGGCAUCAUCUACAUCUUCAGCUGGUUCAACGUCAAGGAGGGCCGCACACGCUGCCGUCUUUUCGUCUAUUACUUGGUCAUCCUGCUGGAGAACGCAGCACUUAGCACCCUUUGGUACCUGUACCGGAUUCCGGCAAGCACAGACGCCUUCGCUGUUCCUGCGCUUUGCGUCAUCUUCUCCAGCUUCUUGACGGGGGUGGUAUUCAUGCUCAUGUACUACGCCUUCUUCCACCCCAACGGGCCGCGAUUUGGACGCUCGUCCAGCCUCACCCAGCUUGACGAAGCCUCGGCCGCUUUUGCCAUGCCUGCGGAAGGUGCCACCAACUCCUUGCGAUCCAACCGGGGCGGCACGCUUGCGCGGGAUGCUGAUCGAGAGGCCAAAUACGGCACGGAACGAGAUGGAUGCGUGCCGGUCUUCCAGGUACGUCCAACUGCCCCGUCCACACCUUCGUCCAGGGCACCACGCCUGGAAGAGACCGUGAUCAGGAUAGACCUUUGCCGGAACCGUUAUCCGGCCUGGGAGAGGCACGUUCUGGACCGCAGCAUACGCAAGGCCAUCCUGGCCAUCGAUUCCUCACCCACGCCCCCUAGGCUGCAGUACAAGGACGACACUUUGGUCCAGGAGCGUCUGGAGUACGAGACCACUUUGUAGCUCAAGCUGUGGAGGCACACAUGGUAAACCCGCAUAGAUUAGCAUCCAUAACAGCAGGACUGUGGCAAUAACAUUACUAGCGGAGCGUACUGUAGAGACUACAUAGCAUUCUGCCCAUGAUGUUGAUUGUCAUGGAUUGCGAAACAAAAAAGACAAGAAAA